AUGCCGGUUCUUUCAACCCUCAACUUGGACAACAACCAGUUAUCCGGUGUGGUGCCCACUGCUUUGCUAUCUAACACGGGGCUAAACAUCUUGAACUUGAGCCGUAACUCGUUGGAGGGAAAUCUGCCCGACGUUUUUGGCCCGAAAACGUAUUUUACGGCCAUCGACUUAUCCUACAACCAGUUGAGGGGUUCGAUUCCAAAGUCAUUGUCGUCGGCUAAGUAUAUCGGGCACUUGGAUUUGAGCCACAACCAUCUUUGUGGGCCCAUCCCAAAAGGCUCGCCGUUUGAUCAUCUUGAGGCCGCCUCGUUCGCCAACAACGAUUGCUUGUGUGGGAUGCCGUUGCAAACAUGUUAA
Striga hermonthica is the source of this 357-nucleotide messenger RNA. Lineage: Eukaryota; Viridiplantae; Streptophyta; Magnoliopsida; Lamiales; Orobanchaceae. The record is from the annotation of a GenBank genome assembly.